Messenger RNA from Mycena citricolor, 1738 nucleotides. The record is from the annotation of a GenBank genome assembly. NCBI's taxonomy places the organism in Eukaryota, Fungi, Basidiomycota, Agaricomycetes, Agaricales, Mycenaceae.
UCCACCCCCAGGCUUCAACAAGGAAUCCGCAAAUCCCAUAAAAGCCGGGGGCUAGGAGUGUAAGUGUCCCAGGUCUCCAGCCUAAUCAGCGCACUGUUCACUGACACCGCAACCCACACAAGAUGCAAUUCACAGCCACCCUCGUCAGCCUCGCUGUCGCGUUCGCGAGCAUGAGCGCCGUUACCGCGGCUCCCGCUGUGGAAUCGAGCCUCACCAAACGCUGGUGCGGUUUCGAGGCGCAGUGCGGCUGCACGCCGGACGCCGCGACGGGCUGCCAGCUGACGUUCGACAAGUGCGGCCAGCAGUGGUACUGGCCGCCGCAGUGCCAGGGGUGUGGCACGUGCCCCGAGCUGUGUGUCGAUUACGGCCGGCUUUUCUGGAAGGCAGGGCCAGCUUCCGCGAGUCACGUUCCAGCCAAAGAGCACCAACGAACGCACCCAGAUCACAUCAAGAUGGCAGGCAUCGCUGAUUUUGCGACCAUGCGUUUCAUGAGCACGAAUGCGAGUGGAGCUGACGUGCACGACCAAUUUGUAACCAGCGCAUUCGACAUCCUCUCGUUCACCCUGAUCGUGUACGACUACUUGCUCACGCUUGACUGGGAGGUCGCGCGGUACUGGGGCACGCCGUUCUCGUGGCCCACGUUCUUCUACUACCUGAACCGGUACUUGACUCUCCUCGGGAAUAGCUCCAUCCUGGUCGACUAUGUAUGGGGUGGGCAGCUGACUCCCGCAAAGAUUGCUGCGUACGUUAUGUCGUCGAGACGUAGAUGGGUUUCUGAUGAGAUCAUCGUCGGGAUCAUGCUCGUGCUGCGCACUUACGCCCUCUACGAACGCUCCAUCCGCGCACUCGCGGCCAUGCUUAUCUUCGCCGCCGCAGUGCUCGCCAUCGCCAUCUGGGCGACGAUAGUGGCACCGGACACGAACCAGGCAGCACUGCAGCUGUUCUCCGGGUGCAACUUCGGCACCCCGCACAUCGCCGGAGUGUACCUGGCCAUCGCGUGGUCCUGCGUCACGGCGUUCGACGCGCUGAUAUUCGGCAUGACCGUUGCUCGCGUGCUCACGCGCCCUGAGCACAGCCGUAGGCCAGGCGCAGAUCUGUUCUCGGUCAUGUUGAGAGACGGGGCGGUUUACUUCGCAUUUAUGACGCUUAUGAAUGUUGCCAAUGUCCUCGUCCUGAUCCUCGGGAGCGAUUUCGGCCGCGAGACGGUAACGACGUUGACCAAUGCAAUCUCAUCCCUCGCGAUCACGCGGUUGAUGCUCUCCCUGCGCGAUCCAGCCCGAGAACAUAUGUCCGGGCGCCUCAGUUCGUCGCAGGGGGAGACCGGGGAGUCGCUAGAGUCGCCUGCCAUGGAGCUUGAUUCGCUGGCGCCCGGGCUUACGGACCAGCUGGCCUGGGAGCGAUCAAUGACGAGAUCCGCCCCGGUGUGAUCCAGGAUUUCUUGCGGGAAUGACUGGUCAAAUUGUAACGGACGACGACGAAUAUAGUUGUCCGCGUCCCCGCAUGGGGCUGGAAGACUAGAAAAUGCACUUUCGACGAGACGCUGGUCAUUUUUCUUCCCCCCAGCACUCAAGAGCACACUGAUGGAUUGGGAAGGCAGGGUCAAGUAUCUCAAGUGCAAGUAAUCGAUGAGGACGACAUGGUCGACAGAGUCGACGGGCACAUUUAGUGUAUAUAUCACAAAGAGACAAGAUACCCACAACAGAAUUCUUCCAGAGAUGAUUUCGUCCGUACAUUGCAC